UUUAGGAAUGUCCACGUUUGUGACAUUCCUAAACUUUCAUUAUUGUUAAAGCAGCAAAAGCUUAGAACAACGCUUCUCGAGCAUACGCCGGAGAACACAACUUCAUUCCUUCUGUGGAUUUUUUUAAUGGUUUGAUUUUAAAAAAAAAACUAACUUAGAUAUAAUCUGGCUAUAAAUAUAUUCAAUAAUGGAUUCAAAUAAAUUUGUUGAUGAAGAUGGAUUCAUAACUGUUGAAUACAAAGGCAAGAAAAGCAUCAAAUGUGUAAUUCCACCAGAAUUGCAAGCUCAGUGUCAACAACUAGAAACUACGAAUGGAGUGUUUGAUGAGAAGAAGUUUGAAUCUAUGGUAGAAGAUGUUAGAAAUUCAAAUUUUUUUAUGAAUUUUAAAGAAAACAUGCUGUGUGCUCUGAAAAAUUUAGAUCGUAAUGUAGAAUCUGACAGUCAUGAGAAUUUCAUCCAGAAUGUUGAAACCUUAUCAAUGAAUAAUAAUAAAAUGCUUGAUAUUGUUUGUUAUGGACUUGGAAAUUUUGCAUCAUGUUUAGCAGCAAGAUAUCAGCUUGCAUUUUUAAUCAAUUUAAAAAAAAUUUUAUUGCCAAGAAACAUUUGUAUUUUUGAUCCAAUGUUUUCUUAUGAGGAAAAAAGGGUUUUAAAAAAUUUUGGUCUGACUGUUUUAAAGGAAAAUGAAGAAGGAAAGCGAACUGUACUCAACAGAACUAUUUUUUUCAUGCCUCAUUGCAGUAUUGUCUUGUAUAACAAUCUUUUGUGGGCCAACUGGGGUAAAGAUAGCCUUUCGAAGUUAAUUAUAAUUGGAAAUAGUCUUCAAGGUUAUUUUGAUGGGUGGACAGAAAAUUUUUUUGAACUGGAAGCUGUUUAUAUAAAUUAUGCAUCUAAAUUUGUAACAGAAGCUAAAAUUGUAAAUAAUUUUAAAUUUUUAGAUGUAUUCAAUACUUCAUCGCUUCAUUAUUUUCAUAUUGAUGCUUUAAAUGAGGUGUCUGUGAAAAUUUGGAAUGAUAAUAUUGAACCUAUUUAUGAUGAUAUUGAAACAUUAAAAAAUGGUUAUUUUUGA
Molecule: messenger RNA, 1066 nt
Organism: Argiope bruennichi
Lineage: Eukaryota; Metazoa; Arthropoda; Arachnida; Araneae; Araneidae
Product: SRR1-like protein
Exons: 2
Coding region: 188-1066 (292 amino acids)
Biological process (GO): microtubule-based process
Cellular component (GO): nucleus; cytoplasm
Source: RefSeq, a predicted model, not a curated record